This is a messenger RNA of Clupea harengus (Atlantic herring), 1800 nucleotides long. RefSeq names its product ruvB-like 2. The record is from RefSeq and is a predicted model, not a curated record. Gene Ontology annotation, molecular function: ATP hydrolysis activity; ATP-dependent activity, acting on DNA; ATP binding. NCBI's taxonomy places the organism in Eukaryota, Metazoa, Chordata, Actinopteri, Clupeiformes, Clupeidae.
CCUUUUUUUCAACCUCGGAAGACAUUUAGCGGGUACCCUUAAAACUGCCUCUGCAUUUCAAGGAAAGUAGCAGCCAAGAUGGCGACUACUAAAGUCCCCGAGGUUCGUGAUAUCACCAGGAUUGAGAGAAUUGGGGCCCAUUCACAUAUCCGUGGUCUUGGAUUAGAUGAUGUCUUGGAACCCCGGCAGGUUUCACAGGGAAUGGUUGGUCAGCUGGCAUCUAGAAGGGCAGCUGGGCUCAUUCUGGAAAUGAUCAAAGAUGGCCACAUCGCAGGUCGUGCUGUUCUCAUUGCUGGGCAACCUGGCACAGGAAAGACAGCCAUCGCCAUGGGCAUUGCCCAGUCUCUUGGCCAAGAUACACCCUUCACUGCUCUGGCCGGGAGUGAGAUCUUUUCCCUUGAGAUGAGCAAGACAGAAGCUCUAACCCAGGCCUUUCGCAAAGCCAUCGGAGUCCGGAUUAAGGAGGAGACUGAAAUCAUUGAGGGAGAGGUGGUAGAGAUCCAGAUCGACAGACCAGCCACAGGGACUGGAGCCAAAGCUGGCAAACUGACCCUGAAGACUACAGAGAUGGAAACGAUCUAUGACCUGGGCACCAAAAUGAUUGAAAGUCUGACCAAGGAACGUGUAUCGGCUGGAGAUGUUAUCACCAUAGAUAAAGCCACUGGGAAGAUCAGUAAAUUGGGACGCUCUUUCACAAGAGCUCGAGAUUACGAUGCCAUGGGUGCUCAGACGCAGUUUGUUCAGUGUCCAGAGGGGGAGCUGCAGAAGCGGAAGGAGGUUGUCCAUACUGUGUCCCUGCACGAGAUUGACGUCAUUAACAGCCGCACACAAGGCUUUCUGGCUCUCUUUUCUGGUGACACUGGAGAGAUCAAGUCAGAGGUCAGAGAGCAAAUUAAUGCUAAAGUGUCUGAAUGGAGGGAGGAGGGCAAAGCUGAAAUCAUUCCUGGGGUGCUCUUCAUUGAUGAAGUCCACAUGCUUGACAUGGAGUGCUUCUCCUUCCUGAACCGUGCCCUUGAAAACGACCUCUCCCCUGUGCUCAUCGUGGCCACCAACAGAGGCAUCACCCGCAUCCGUGGAACCAACUACCAGAGCCCACACGGAAUCCCCAUUGAUCUGCUGGAUCGAUUACUGAUCAUUGCCACCUCUCCUUACACUGAGAAAGAGACAAGGCAAAUCCUUAAAAUCAGGUGUGAGGAGGAGGAUGUGGAGCUCAGUGACGAGGCACACACUGUUCUGACGCGCAUCGGAAUGGAAACCUCCCUUCGUUACGCCAUCCAACUCAUCAGCACUGCUGGCCUUGUGUGUCGCAAGCGUAAGGGCACAGAGGUCCAGGUGGAAGACAUCAAACGGGUGUACUCGCUCUUCCUGGACGAAGCACGUUCCUCACAGUAUAUGAAGGAAUACCAGGACUCCUUCCUUUUUAAUGAAGCACAGCCUGGUAAGAUGGAUACCUCGUAAAGGUGCACAUACAAGAGGCCUUAUUUUUUUUGUACCGUGUUCCCGAAUGUGACCUUGCUUCACAAUGGACUUAAAAAUCACCAUGCAAACCUCUCUGUUCCAGCCCUAUGAGUACUUACCUCUGAAGGCUACUGAACACCUGUGAACAGCUACUGCAGUAAAUAUUCAUCCAGGUUGGAUGUGGAAUCAGACCGCCUCUCUUUCUGAAUAGCUUUGAUUGGUAUGAGUGAAGGCGUCGUUGUUAUGUGGUGGUUAUACAACAUAUGUGGAUACAUUUAAAAAUUAAACUGUUCAAAGAAUAAAAUGUCUGCUCUGAGCAGAAGAACUUUUCUAACCAGCUAA